Messenger RNA from Hypanus sabinus (Atlantic stingray), 2354 nucleotides. RefSeq names its product WD repeat domain 13 (gene wdr13). Gene Ontology annotation, molecular function: protein binding; promoter-specific chromatin binding. Bases 177 to 1631 code for a protein of 484 amino acids. The transcript has 10 exons. The record is from RefSeq and is a predicted model, not a curated record. Gene Ontology annotation, cellular component: nucleus. Lineage: Eukaryota; Metazoa; Chordata; Chondrichthyes; Myliobatiformes; Dasyatidae.
CCGUUGGCCACGUGACAGGGCGUUGCCAGGGGAGGAGGGCGGUGAACGGUCGGACUGCUGUCAGUCGGAGCCGCGUCUCGAUGCAGAUCCACGACCGAGUGUUGAAGCAGGAGAUGGCGAGGCGAUGAGGGACGUGUGAUCCCACCUCUCCCUGACGGACGCCCAGUGCCUGUGGGAUGGCAGCAGUCUGGCAGCAGGUUCUCGCCGUAGAUGCCAGGUACAACGCCUACCGAACCUCCAACUUCCCGCAGUUCCGCACCCAGUACAUCCGGCGGCGCAGUCAGCUGCUGCGGGAGAAUGCCAAGGGCGGCUACAACCCCCUGCUGCGCCAUCAGUACCUGAGACUGCGCAGCCUCCUCCUCGCCCAGCGCUACGGAGCCCUGUCCGAGCAGAGCAGCUUCCGCGCCCACAGCAACAGCGUCCGCAGCAGCCGCACCACUCUCGACCGCAUGGAGGACUUCGAGGACGAGCUGCGCACACAGGGCUCCCGGGGCCACCGGCGCUCGGUCAGCAGGGGCUCCUACCAGCUGCAGGCCCAGAUGAACCGCGUGGUGUACGAGGAGAAGCCCCCAGGCAGUCUGGUGCCCACGUGCGCGGCGGAGGCAAGCCGUGCCAUGGCUGGUGACACCACCCUGAGCGAGAACUACGCCUUCGCUGGCAUGUACCACGUCUUCGAUCAGCACGUCGACCAGGCUGUGCCCAAGGUGCAGUUUGCCAAUGAUGACAGGAACCGGCUGGCCUGCUGCUCCCUGGACGGCACGGUCUCCAUUUUCCAGCUGUUGCCCAGCCCUCCAUCAGUGCUGCUCUCCCUGCGGGGGCACUCUCGUGGCGUCACUGACUUCGCCUGGUCCCUCUCCAACGACGUCAUCGUCAGCACCUCCCUCGACGCCACAGUCCGUAUCUGGGCCACCGAGGACGGCAAGUGCAUCCGUGAGAUUCCGGACCCCGAGGGCGCCGAGCUGCUGUGUUGCACCUUUCAGCCCAUGAACAACAACCUGACCGUGGUGGGUAACAGCAAGCAGAACGUCCACGUGAUGAACAUCUCGACGGGGAAGAAGGUGAAGGGGGGGUCCAGCAAGCUGACAGGGAGGGUCCUUUCACUGUCCUUUGAUGCUCCAGGACGCAUCCUGUGGGCCGGUGAUGAUCGUGGUAGCAUCUUCUCUUUCCUCUUCGACAUGGCCACAGGAAAGCUGACCAAGGCCAAGCGCCUGGUGGUGAACGAGGGCAGCCCCAUCACCAGCAUCUCAGCCCGGUCCUGGAUCAGCCGUGAGGCCCGAGACCCCUCCCUGCUCGUCAACGCCUGCAUCAACAAACUACUGCUCUACAGGGUGGUGGACAACGAAGGAACUCUGCAGCUGAAACGUACCUUCGAGAUCCAGCACAGCUCCAACCCCGUCCGCAGCAUCUUCUGCCCCCUCAUGUCCUUCAGACAGGGUGCCUGUGUCGUCACAGGCAGUGAGGAUAUGUGUGUCUACUUCUUCGACGUGGAGCGUGCCACCCGUGCCAUCGUCAACAAACUGCAGGGCCACAGCGGGGCUGUGCUGGACGUCAGCUUCAACUGCGAUGAGAGCCUGCUCGCCUCCAGCGACACUAGGGGCAUGGUCAUCAUCUGGCGCCGGGAGCAGAAGUAACCACAGCCAGGACGAGUGGUCGAGGAUCUCCCCCUUUCCCUCUCCCUCCCUCCCGAUCGAGGGUCUAGGGAGGGCAAAAGGUGUGGACUCUCCUCUUGACGAUGUCCCUACAACCGGUAACCUGCAGGGAAAUCUGCAUCCUCCCCCUAGAAAGAGUGGAGGGACUGAGGAGAUCACAGCAUGAUCCCAGAGCACUUCCCCCACCUGGCUGUUCAGGGUGAUUGCAGGGCACAGCCAGAUCCUCCAACCUCUCCUUAUCUACUUCCCCUCACCCUGUACAGAGACAGGGAACCUUCCCCCCCCCCCCGCCCUUUCUCUGUGCAGAAUCGGGGUAACUGAGCUGACCGGGGUAGGAGAGUGGGUUAACAAAAUUGCACAGGCCUCUUCACUUCUCCUGCCACCAGGGUCUCAACCUGGUGCUCUCCAAUCCUUGUAAAUAGUUGCCUGUCUCCAUUCCCACCCCCUUCCCAGGGAGCCAGAUCUGUGGAGAUGAGGGUGAAGUGUGCCCACAAAUAUAUUUUGACUCUGCUAAUUUAACACAAGCUUCCAUGAACACGGACAGCAGACCAGACCCACCCACAGCAUUAGGGCAGUUGAACGCGAAGAGUGGUGAUGGGGGCAGAUCGUCGGGAUUUCCGUCUGUGAAACUGCCCGUGUGUUUGUAGAAAUAGAUGUGAAGAUGUUCACCACUGUGUAUUUUAAUAAACAUUAAUUUAUGCGUCA